Messenger RNA from Closterium sp. NIES-67, 2206 nucleotides. The record is from the annotation of a GenBank genome assembly. NCBI's taxonomy places the organism in Eukaryota, Viridiplantae, Streptophyta, Zygnematophyceae, Desmidiales, Closteriaceae.
CACCCUCCGCCAUUUCCACGCUCGAUCUUCCAAAUUGUCGCACGCUUCCAAUGGCUGCCGAAUCGUCUGACAGCCAUCCAGCAGCGCCCCCGCCGACGAUUCUCACGCGGGACAAGCAGGGCCUCUCGCUAUUGUCACAUGUGACUGCAUCGGAGGUCCAGCCAGUCGCCGCCGUGCAGAACGUGCCCUGUUCGCAGGCCAAGUUCAGCCCAGAUGGAAGCCUCGUGGCUGUCGCAGCAGCGGGCGGCGGCGUUCGCCUCAUUCACACAGCGUCUGGCGAGCAGCGGAUGCACAUGCCUCUGGAGGGCGUGCAGGCGAUGGCCUUUUCGCCCAGGGGUUCCUACCUGCAGGUGUUCCAGCGCCCCACAGCACCAGCGGGCGGCGGGCAGGCGGAGAGCAACCUGACGGUGCGGCGGGUGAGCGAUGGGGAGGUGGUGUGGCGGCAGGUGCAGAAGACGUUCAACUCGAGCGCAUGGCCCAGCAUGCAGUUCAGCGCAGAUGAGUCCGUGGCUUGCCGCCCGGUGAAUGGCGAGGUGCAACUGUUCACCGGCGCUGACCUGGCAGCUGGCGUGGCGGCGCGGCUCAAGGUGCCUGGGAUGACGUCAGCACAGCUGGCACCGUCGCCCCCUUCUCACAUUGCGGUGUUCGCGCCUGAAGCCAAGGGAGCGCCGGCUAGUGUGCGCAUAUUCACGCGAGACAGCGCCACCCCUUCCUCCUCCUCCUCCGCCUCCCCAGCCGCCCCCGUGGCGCGGCGGAGCUUCUUCAAGUGCAGCGGCGUGCGGCUGGUGUGGAACGUGGGGACCACUGCUGUGCUGGCAUGGACGCACUCUGACGUGGACAAGACCAACCAGAGCUACUAUGGCGAGUCGGGGCUGCACUUCCUGGCGGCCGAUGGCAGCUUUGAGGGCGCCGUGCCGCUGUCCAAGGAGGGGCCCAUUCACGACGUGCAGUGGUCGCCCAAUGGGAAGGACUUCGUUGUGGUGCAUGGAUUCAUGCCCGCCAAGGCCACUCUCUUCGACAGCCGCUGCAAGCCUCUCUUUGACUUCGGCUCCGGCCCUCGCAACCUGAUUCGCUGGAACCCGCACGGCCGAUUCCUGUGCCUUGCUGGGUUUGGCAACCUGCCUGGUGACGUUGAGGUGUGGGAGCGCUCGCGCCUCAAGCAGGUGGGCAAGGCAAAGGCGCCAUGCGGCGUGUCGGCGGAGUGGAGCCCCGAUGGGCGGCACCUCCUGGUGGCCACCACGGCGCCGCGCCUGCAGGUGGACAACGGCUUCAAGGUCUUCAAAUACAACGGCUCCCUGCUCCUGCACCGACCAUACGGCCUGCUCUACCAGGCGGAGUGGACGCCAGCACCAGAGGGUGUGUACGCUGACCGCCCGCCCUCGCCACGCUCCAGCAAGAAAGACCAAGCCUCAUCGGAGGCGGUGGUGCAGGCAGCACCCAGCAAGGCGGCGCCGUACCGCCCUCCCAACGCGGCCCGCAUGACGUGCACGUUCCGGGCGCAGCUGUCGGGGGAGGAUGACAAGCCGCGCAAGAUAGGCGCCCCAAAAAAGUACAUCCCCCCCGGGGCGGAGGCAGCGGAGCCAUCCAAGAGCGCCAAGAAGAACGCUAAGAAGCGGGAGGCGGCUAAGGCCAAGAAGGACACUGCUGCUCCCCAUCAGGCUAGUGCGGUCAAGCCGGCACCUGAUGUGGCGGCGCUGAGCAUUGACGACCGCCCCAAGGCCCAGCAGCAGGAGCCGCAGGCACCACAAGGCCAGGGCAGCGGCACGGACGAGGCAGCGGAGAGGGCGAAGCGUGCACGCAACGUGGCGAAGCGGCUGCGUCAGAUAGAGGACCUCAAGGCCAAGGUGGCGGCGGCAGGGGCCAGCACGGCGGGGCUGGAGGCGGCGCAGAGGGAGAAGCUGGAGCAGGAGGCCGCAUUGAGAGCCGAGCUGGCGUCCCUGCAGGGAUAGGUGGAGAGCCUGCAUAGAUAAUGCUUAGCUAGAAAUCUUGGGGUAAGAAAAUACUACAAGAGAAUGUUAUUUUGCUGCAGAGUGUAUGUGAAUGGAACGAAUACUGUUGAAUAGUGAAUUUCGGCAAAUUCUCUGCAGAAGCCACCCCUGCAGUUGAAGAACCCUGGGCAUGGUGGUUGUUGGGCUGAGAAAAAGCCCUUAGGAUCUUUCAGAGACUAAGUCCCAGUUGUAUGAGAUACUUGAGUAGUGCAGCGGAA